This is a messenger RNA of Hyaena hyaena (striped hyena), 1026 nucleotides long. Its product is annotated as trace amine-associated receptor 6-like. Gene Ontology annotation, molecular function: trace-amine receptor activity. The record is from RefSeq and is a predicted model, not a curated record. Gene Ontology annotation, cellular component: membrane. Lineage: Eukaryota; Metazoa; Chordata; Mammalia; Carnivora; Hyaenidae. The coding region runs from base 1 to 1026 and encodes 341 amino acids. Gene Ontology annotation, biological process: G protein-coupled receptor signaling pathway. The transcript has a single exon.
AUGAGCACCAGCUUGUCCCCCACUGCAUCCGAGCAGCUCUGCUACCAGAACGUGACCGGGUCCUGCGUGAAAGUUUCCUAUUCGCCCGGACCCAGGCUCAUUCUCUACAUGGUGUUUGGCUCUGGGGCUCUGCUGGCUGUUUUUGGAAACCUCCUGGUGGUGAUUUCAAUCCUGCAUUUCAAGCAGCUGCACUCUCCAACCAAUUUCCUCAUCGCCUCUCUGGCCUGUGCUGACUUUCUGGUGGGGGUGACCGUCAUGCCCUUCAGCAUGGUCAGGUCUGUGGAGAGCUGCUGGUACUUUGGAGCCAGAUUUUGUAGCCUGCACAGUUGCUUUGAUGUGGCGUUUUGUUACUCGUCUCUCAUCCAUCUGUGCUUCAUCUCCAUCGACAGGUACAUCGCUGUGACUGAGCCUCUGGUCUAUCCUACCAAGGUCACGGUGUCUGCGUCAGGGAUAUGCAUCGGCAUCUCCUGGAUCCUGCCCCUUGUAUACAGUGGUGCCGUGUUCUUCACAGGUGCCCAUGAUGAUGGGCUGGAGGAGUUAGUAAGUGCCCUCAGCUGCGUAGGUGGUUGUCAUCCACUAAUAAAUCAAUUUUGGAUUUUGAUAGAUUUGCUAUUAUUUUUCAUACCUACUUUUGUAAUGAUGAUUCUGUACAGAAAUAUUUUUCUUGUGGCUAGAAAACAGGCUAUCAAGAUUGAAAACAUUAGUACCAAAGCAGAAGCAUCAGGGCCAUACAAAACCAGGGUGAGUAAGAGAGAGAGAAAAGCCGCUAAAACUCUCGGCAUCACUGUGGUAGCAUUUUUAAUCUCAUGGUUACCAUACAUGAUUGAUUCACUCAUUGAUGUGUUUUGGGGGUUUAUAACACCUUCAUAUAUUUACGAGAUACUUUGCUGGUUCGCUUACUAUAACUCUGCUGUGAAUCCUUUGAUCUACGCUUUAUUUUACCCUUGGUUUAGGAGAGCAAUAAAACUCAUUAUAAGCGGCCAAGUAUUAAAAGACAGCUCAUCAACCAUAAGUCUGUUUUCUUAA